This is a messenger RNA of Micropterus salmoides (largemouth bass), 1078 nucleotides long. RefSeq lists its product as uncharacterized. The transcript has 9 exons. The coding region runs from base 30 to 851 and encodes 273 amino acids. The record is from RefSeq and is a predicted model, not a curated record. NCBI's taxonomy places the organism in Eukaryota, Metazoa, Chordata, Actinopteri, Centrarchiformes, Centrarchidae.
GGUUUUGGAGCGACGACUCGCCCUUCAGGAUGAGUGAUUGGACCAAGCAGAGGCAGGGAAAUACCAGCGAGGGCGGAGCCUGCAUGGAAAUGGAACCAAAAAGUGGAAAGCUGCACAGCGCCCCCUGUGGAGAGCUCAGGUUCUACAUCUGCUCCACCACAGUCAGCUCCUCUUCUAAAAUCCUCCCCAGCGACAGGAAACCAGGAAUCAUUCGUGGUCUGAGUCUGUUUGAUGUUUUGUGGGGCAACAGCUACUUGUUGGCGGAGGAGAUUCUCCGCUCGUCCUCCUUCCUCAAUGAGCUCCAGUCCGGUCAGCUGACUCAGCGCUGCUACAACAACUUCAUCCAGCAGGAGGCGCUCUAUCUGCACAGUGUCAGCAGCACACUGGAGACCCUGAUGUAUAGUUUACAGGAAGCAGAUGAGAACACAAGAUCACUGCUGCUGGACACACUCAAACACUACAGAAGCAGAAACCAGAGCCCCCUCACUUCGCCUCCCCCACAGUGGCUCCACUUCGCCCUGCAGUCUUUCCACUCUGUGGUUUUGGAGGAGCCGAUCUAUUGGCUGGUGGCUCUGUCGGCCCGGGCCUGCCUCCGGGACUUCCUGGCUGAGCCCAAGCCUGGUUCCAAGUUGGUGUCUGGGUCUGAGGAUAAGGCCUGCAGCAUCUACCAGCAGUGGAGUGUAGAGAGUCUGAAGGAGGUCACCUGGAUUCUCAGGUACAGAAAGGUGUUAGAGGAAUACCAGGAUCAGAUAGAUGUGUUUAAAGCCAUUAACAUCUUCCACGAGCACAUGAUGAACCAGAAGAAUUUCUACAAGGCUGUAGACUGUGAUAUAGAGGAUGAAAAAUUAUGAAGAGGAGCAGGGUGUGUCCCCUGGUGAAGGAUUUUCCCAGACAAACUAACAGACCUCUUCUCCACCACGAUCAAGGAAGUGACUUCUCUCCUACAAGUGUGUUUGUAACCACAAUACAUUGUGCCAAGAAUGAGUUAUGUUUUUUUAAGUGUUCUACUUCCUGUUGACCUUGUUUGCAAACCUCAAAGAGUUGAGGGACAGCGCAUAUUAAAUCAUAUUACACUUGU